Molecule: messenger RNA, 2076 nt
Organism: Sodiomyces alkalinus F11
Lineage: Eukaryota; Fungi; Ascomycota; Sordariomycetes; Glomerellales; Plectosphaerellaceae
Exons: 3
Coding region: 1-2076 (691 amino acids)
Biological process (GO): negative regulation of rDNA heterochromatin formation; negative regulation of silent mating-type cassette heterochromatin formation
Cellular component (GO): Rpd3L-Expanded complex; Rpd3L complex
Source: RefSeq, a predicted model, not a curated record
AUGGCACCCUCGUCUCCUCGGCGUUCCUCCAGGGCACGAGGAAACACCAUAACCCAAUCUCAGCCUUCUUCCUCUUCUACCUCGAGCAUCUCAGGCCGAGCGGAUAGGAACACGAGGUCGGUGCACAAGAACACCUCAUCCAAGUCGACACCGACCGCUUCGCUUUCUUCCGAGCCUCUUGAAGAUCUUGAAGAGACUGUCCUCACCCGCCGCCGGACGCGAGGACAAGAAGAGAUGCGCGACAAAGUAAUAAGAGUCGACCCUUACGAAAUGACAAAUGACGGAGACGAGAUACAGGAGGACGAUGAGUCGGUCCGCUGCGUCUGCGGUUUCGACGAAUACCCCGGCCCCCCGCCAUUCGACGAGGAUACAACGCAUGGGAAGCACAACCCGGAGGCGGAUUUUUUUGCCAGCAUUGAGCUCUCAGACGAAGUGUCUGGGCUUUUUGUGCAAUGCGACAUUUGCAAAGUCUGGCAGCACGGCGCCUGCGUCGGCAUUUUCACCGAGGAGAGCUCGCCUGAUGAAUACUUUUGCGAGAAGUGUCGAAAGGACCUACACAAGAUCCACACUGCAAACAAUGGACAACGCUACUCCAAUUAUCUUCCCCUCGGCCGCCCAUCGCGUACGACUUCUCGAGCCACCUCCAAGGACAGUGUUCGGUCACCCAAAGAAGCGUCAACCAAGAGCGGGCGUGCCUCUUCCGCCACGCAAACCUCGAAACGGCGAUCGACAAUGAAUAGCCGGGACGCGGCAUACGAUGAAGACGACCAAUUGCGACGUGCAAUUGAAGCUAGCAAAGAGGAUGCCCCCCUCGAGCCGACAGACGCGGCUUCAAGGAGACCGAAGCGCGGCCGUAGCGAUAGUGAAGAAAAUCAAACAAACCUAAAACGACAACGGACGACCUCCUCGGCCUCACCUCCUCCGGAAAAGUCGGUGGCAGUUGAAGACGGGUCUGAGGAUGAAGAAGUCGACCGAAUCGGCACCGGAUCCAAGAAGUCACGCAACGGUCGUGAUCCGAAACAAAAGUCGGAACGCGAAGACCGAGAGCGACAGCGUACCGAGAGCACUACCAAGAAGAAAGGCCGGUCGGACCGGAGGCAAGCUGAGGGUGUGCCCGACAGCGUUCCUGUUAAGGACUCCAAGAAGACUCCUUCGGGCGCAGAUUCCGAGCCUUCUGAAGAAUUGUCUUUAGUUGCGCCUCGGCCAGCAGCGAAAGCGAGCACAGAUCCUCCGCAACCAAUUCCUACCUCUGCUCCCUCUACCACUGAAGACGAUCCUCCUACGACUGCGACUGCGACUGCGACUGCGACUGCGACUGCGACUACGACUGCGUCUGCCACUGCCACUGCCACUGCCACUGCCACCUCGCCACAACUACAACCACCACCUCCCCCUCCUCCUCCUCCUCCCCCCCCUGCCCCUUCUGCUUCUGCUCCUCCUGCUCCUCCCGCAGACCCCGUACCAUCCCCUGUGCCGACACCAGAACCAACUCCCACCAUUCCGCCCAGCACGGGAGGCACCCAUAAGAAGUCAAGCCGAAAUCUGAAGCGUGGCAAAGGCCGGAACCAAUACACUCGUGACCGCGAGGACAUGGAUCAUCCUCAAUCGCCUGCGAGGUCCAUGUCGAGGGAUACGACUCGGCCGGCCGAUGACCAUCAGCCCAGCGGACACUCCAAAACGUCGUCGGCGGCGGAGCACAGUAAGCACGGCGGGAAGGGCAAGGGAGGGGUACACGGCAAAAUGUCCAUGACCGACAUGAAGCGACGUGUGGCGGCUUUCCUCGACUUCAUCUCCAAGACGCAAAUUGAAAUGGCGGGCGAGUCGACGUCCGGGUCAAGAGGGACCCCGAACAGCUCGGAACAACCGAGCCCACGCGAUCCUGAACCGAGCGGGCCGAGUGUGGACACCGACGUCAACGGGAAGCCUGAAGAAGGGACCAAAGACGCGGUCAAGGGAGUGUCCACAGACGACGCAGCACCCCCCAAAUCGACAAAGUUCCAGGACCUUAGCUGUGUGGAGAUGAUGGAUGCCCUGACUCGGGAUUUGUUGAAAUGGCAGAAACAUUAUGCAAGCUAG